This is a messenger RNA of Volvox carteri f. nagariensis, 627 nucleotides long. RefSeq lists its product as uncharacterized. Gene Ontology annotation, molecular function: damaged DNA binding; single-stranded DNA binding. Gene Ontology annotation, cellular component: nucleus; ERCC4-ERCC1 complex; nucleotide-excision repair factor 1 complex. Gene Ontology annotation, biological process: nucleotide-excision repair; mitotic recombination; meiotic mismatch repair. The transcript has 4 exons. The record is from RefSeq and is a predicted model, not a curated record. NCBI's taxonomy places the organism in Eukaryota, Viridiplantae, Chlorophyta, Chlorophyceae, Chlamydomonadales, Volvocaceae. The annotation marks the transcript as partial.
CAGCCGCCAGCGGGCCCUGCCCGACCCCCCAACGUGGUGCUGGUCAAUCGGCGGCAGCAAGGCAACCCCGUCCUCAAACACAUCCGCAACGUGCGCUGGCAGUUCGCCGACAUCGUACCGGACUACCAACUAGGGCAAAACACGGCGGCCCUGUUCCUCAGCCUUAGGUACCACCUCCUGCGUCCCGACUACAUCCUCCACCGCAUCAAGGAGCAGCAGCGCAUGUUCCGACUGACGGUGCUGCUGGUCCAUGUUGACGUGGAUGACGUGGUGAAGCCGCUGGGGGAGGUCACUCGGGCGGCAGUGGUGGGGGACUGCACGCUGGUGUGCGGGUGGACUCCGGAAGAGUGCGCUCGCUGGUUGGAGACGUACAAGAGCUACGAGUCCAAGCCCGCCUCCUCCAUUCAGGAGCGCGUGGAGCCCGACUACGUGAGCCGUCUGGCCGCAGUGCUGGCGGGCUCAGUGCGGGGGAUCAACCGUACGGACGCACACACGCUGGGCACCAGCUUCGGGUCCUUGGCGGCUAUGAUGCGCUGCAACGACCCGGAUGCCUUCUCGGCGUGUCCGGGGAUAGGGCCCACCAAGGUUCGCCGCCUGAUGGAAGCCUUCCACGAGCCCUUUCGGAAA